Molecule: messenger RNA, 668 nt
Organism: Phalaenopsis equestris
Lineage: Eukaryota; Viridiplantae; Streptophyta; Magnoliopsida; Asparagales; Orchidaceae
Product: protein yippee-like
Exons: 5
Coding region: 100-489 (129 amino acids)
Cellular component (GO): ubiquitin ligase complex
Source: RefSeq, a predicted model, not a curated record
UUCUUAGGUCAUCCUCGUUCUCUUUCCCCUUUCUAAUCAGAUUUAUAUCAGUCUUUAACUGGUCUUGGGAGGAAAAGCGGGCCUAGGGUUUUCGCUGAGAUGGGUCGGCUCUUUCUGGUGACUCUUGAAGGAAAGGUUUACAGCUGCAAGCACUGCCAGGCUCAUCUCGCCCUUUGCGACGACAUCGUCUCAAAAUCCUUUCAUUGCAGGCAUGGGAAAGCCUACCUCUUCAACAAGGUUGUCAAUAUAACUAUGGGGCAGAAGGAGGAACGGUUGAUGAUGACCGGCAUGCAUACUGUUUCUGACAUCUUUUGUGUUCGUUGUGGUUCCAUAGUGGGUUGGAAAUAUGAAGCUGCCUAUGAGAAGAACCAAAAGUACAAAGAAGGAAAGUUUAUUCUUGAAAGGUAUAUGGUAUCGGGUCCAGACGGAGGCCAGUAUUUGACGAACCUUGAAUCUCAGGUCAGCGGAAGCGAUGCGGAUGAUACAUAAUGCAUAAUGCGUAACGUUGAUUAGUGAUUUAAUGUCUGUAGUCUUCUCACUUUUAUUUUGAAUCUUAAUUAUGGUUUAUGGAUAUUGUUUUUAGCUCUUAAGAAGAAGCUAAGCAUACCAUUACUGCAUGUGUUAAUGCACAUCUAAUGUUGCUGUAUAUAUAUGUUGGUUUAUAUGAA